Messenger RNA from Gavia stellata (red-throated loon), 687 nucleotides. RefSeq names its product BAALC binder of MAP3K1 and KLF4 (gene BAALC). The coding region runs from base 1 to 441 and encodes 146 amino acids. The transcript has 3 exons. Gene Ontology annotation, cellular component: cytoplasm. NCBI's taxonomy places the organism in Eukaryota, Metazoa, Chordata, Aves, Gaviiformes, Gaviidae. The record is from RefSeq and is a predicted model, not a curated record.
AUGGGCUGCGGGGGCAGCAGGGCCGACGCCAUCGAGCCCCGCUACUACGAGAGCUGGACGCGGGAGACCGAGUCCACCUGGCUGACCAACACCGACUCCGAGAGCCCGCCGCAGGAGGGCGGCAGCGCCGAGGCCGGCGGCCGGGAGCAGGGCGCCCCGCGCCCCGGUCUUCUGGAUGAUGGGAAAUCAGCUCAGACAGGUGUAACUACAGCAUCAGCCACAGCUGGAACGCUGAACACCGAGAAGAGGAACAACUGUGGCCCUCACUGUGCGAGCCCCAUGGUCCACAGCACGGGAGCUACGAUGCAGAGACAGCACAGCUUCAGGACAGCAGAGAGUAAAUGGGAUGCACAGAAAAUGUCCACAAAAGAAGUCACCAUUAAUGUUACAAAAAGCAUCAGACAAAGCGACAGAAGGAAAACAAAGAAUUGUGUCAAUUAAUGAAGCAAAGCGCAAGUGAGGAUGGACCUAACAAUGCUUCGCUGUGCUUUAAAUGUCAUCAGUCACUGAAGAUAUGAAGAUCUCCAGAUGUUCCACGUUGAAUACAGCAGGCAGCUGCUGCUGAGUGCCUUCAGAAACAUGUCUUGUAGAAACUAGCUGCAGACACUGUAGGAUGUUCAGAUGUCAUUUGUCUAAAGCAGUGCCACUGCACAGACAUACACCAAAAUUCGUGCCAUUCAGGUUUUA